Messenger RNA from Exaiptasia diaphana, 620 nucleotides. RefSeq lists its product as uncharacterized. The transcript is spliced from 3 exons. The coding region runs from base 117 to 437 and encodes 106 amino acids. NCBI's taxonomy places the organism in Eukaryota, Metazoa, Cnidaria, Anthozoa, Actiniaria, Aiptasiidae. The record is from RefSeq and is a predicted model, not a curated record.
GCUCGCCAUCUUGGAUUAAAAGUACAGACUGGCUAUAACUGGCUAGUAAAUAAGGCAAGAUUUCCCGUUGAAAACAUAGUAUUYUUUCCAAUUUUAGUUGAUAUAAGAGAUCACACAUGAGUGACAAGUUUUUCAAAAGGUACUCAGAGAGGCAGCGCUCUCCAUCAUUUGAGGAGAUUGACAGACGCGAUCCWGUGGCCUUUGCUGMAGCACGAGAACAAUGGGUACUAGACCGGUUUGUGGAACUAGAAAAAGUGAAAAUAUACAAAGAACGUGUCGCGGAGUGCUACAUGAGGGAAGAAGUAAAUUCAAGACAGAAUUGCCAAAAAGAAGUAGCAGAUUACAUGAAGGCAUUCAAAGCCUAUAAAGCAAAGGCAUGGGGAAACACUCCAGAUGGAAACUGGUCAAAAUGGAAAGUUCCAAUAGAUGAAUUCUGAAUGCUAUCUUUUUUAUAUUAAGUCACUGAUAUCAUACAAGAAUAUUAUUGUCAUUAUUGUGGAGUGAUCUUAUGUGAAUGCAAGUUUAAUAAUCUUAACAAAKAUUACAGAAGAUUGAAUUUUCUUACCAGAAAAAUUGUAUAAAAUAAGAUGUUGUAAAAAGCAAUAAAAAGUGAAAACUGA